GACGACGAAUUGAAUGGGCAUGUAAACUCGCACAGCUCACCUCAUUGGGGAAAAUGCUCCUACUACUAGCCUUCUAUUGAGGAGAGAGGGGAAAAAAAAAAGGAGAGAAGAGAAUACAAAAUGGUCAAAAAAGAGGGAGCAGGCAGCGCGCCCUACUGAGUCCUACAGUGACCCGAUCCGCCCUUCAAUCCUCCUCUCCUCGUCCUUGGCUGUUUGUUAGUUAAUUGGUUAAAAGAGUAUUUUUUUUGCCUUUUCCUCCGGUCCAGAUUGGAUCCAGCCUAUCCUCCUCCUUUUCUCCUCCUCUCAGCCCUCAAAUUAUUCGUCGUUCAAGAAAUGGCAAUGGCCAGCAGCAUCGCCAGACGAAAGGCCGCCUCGCCUUUUCUGUCCCCCGAAAAUAUCAAGUCCUGCUAUUCUUUUUUUCUCACCACCAGAGGCUUCGCUUCCGCCUCUGAUGACAACGACGUCGUCGUCAUCGGUGGUGGACCCGGCGGAUAUGUCGCCGCCAUCAAAGCUGCCCAGCUCGGUCUCAAAACCACCUGCAUCGAGAAACGUGGCUCUCUCGGCGGCACCUGUCUCAACGUCGGUUGUAUCCCUUCCAAGGCACUUCUUCAUUCGUCACACAUGUUCCAUGAAGCCAAGCAUUCUUUUGCCAGUCAUGGAGUGAAACUCUCUUCUGUUGAAGUUGAUCUACCAGCUAUGUUGGCCCAGAAAGAUAAAGCUGUGUCUAACUUGACCCGAGGUAUUGAAGGUCUGUUCAAGAAGAACAAAGUCAACUAUGUUAAGGGUUAUGGCAAAUUUCUCUCCCCUUCAGAGGUUUCUGUUGACACCAUUGAAGGUGGUAAUACUGUUGUGAAAGGGAAGAAUAUAAUAAUCGCCACUGGUUCUGAUGUCAAGAGUCUACCCGGGGUAGCCAUUGAUGAGCAGAGAAUUGUGUCAUCAACUGGUGCUUUGUCCUUGUCAGAAGUCCCCAAGAAACUGGUUGUUAUUGGAGCUGGGUAUAUUGGCCUUGAAAUGGGCUCUGUUUGGGGGCGUCUUGGCUCUGAGGUAACUGUUGUUGAAUUUGCACCUGAUAUUGUUCCAACCAUGGACGGCGAAAUCCGCAAACAAUUCCAGCGUGCCCUUGAGAAACAGAAGAUGAAAUUUAUGCUCAAAACCAAGGUUGUAUCAGUUGACACUGCUGGGGAGACAGUGAAGUUGACGCUUGAGUCAGCUGAUGGUGGUAAACAGAGCACUCUUGAAGCUGAUGUUGUCCUUGUAUCCGCAGGAAGAAUUCCGUUUACUGCUGGACUUGGAUUGGACAAGAUAGGUGUUGAAACUGACAAGGCUGGUCGGGUCCUAGUCAACGAAAAAUUUGCCACAAAUAUCCCUGGGGUAUACGCUAUUGGUGAUGUUAUUCCAGGACCAAUGUUGGCGCACAAGGCAGAAGAGGAUGGUGUUGCAUGUGUGGAAUUCAUUGCUGGGAAGGAAGGUCACGUGGAUUAUGAUAUGGUUCCUGGAGUUGUUUAUACACACCCUGAGGUGGCAUCUGUUGGAAAAACUGAGGAGCAGGUGAAGGCCCUCGGGGUCCAAUAUCGUGUUGGAAAGUUCCCUUUCAUGGCAAACAGCAGGGCCAAGGCAAUUGAUGAUGCCGAGGGAAUUGUCAAGAUACUUGCAGAGAAGGAGACUGACAAGAUAUUGGGUGUCCAUAUAAUGUCACCGAAUGCUGGGGAGCUUAUUCACGAGGCUGUGCUAGCUUUGCAGUAUGGGGCAGCAAGUGAGGAUAUUGCUCGUACUUGCCAUGCACAUCCCACAAUGAGUGAGGCUCUUAAAGAAGCUGCCAUGGCAACAUAUGACAAGCCCAUUCACAUAUAGAUGCCUUAUAUCUUGUUAUUAUUGCUUUAUUUUCCCUCUGAGAAUUAUGAUGACUUGGAAAGGCUUUCUGAUUCCUUCGUGUUACUUUAGUACAUCACUUGAGUGAAAAAUAUCUACUUUUCUUGUUGCUGUUCCCUCAUCUGGGAUCAAAGUACCGAGUGGGAAUAUUUCCUCUUCGCAUGUUGAUAUGCAAAAUAACUAAGAGGUGGACAUGGAUUUAAACAUUUCUGAGUUACUCUGCACUAAUUUCACGGCUGCCUGGAGUAGAUGUUUUGUUACUGUUCAUUGUGUUAUGUACAGAAGGUAGAAGCCUUUGCUUAAUGUUGGUUGUGUCAUAUAAAGGAGGAACAAUCUGCAGCGACAUUUUGAUAGUCUUAAUUUGCAAGAUCCGCCAAGACUCGAGAUUGAAACCUCCACCUUGUCACACACCUUAAGACAUAAUACAGCUGAUGAUGAGAGCCUUACAGGAGUCUUUUGAAUCUUGCUUAUUGCACUCUACAUAUGUAUACGCAAGGAAGGAUUACAAGGAUCAAGGAGGGAUCCGUAGCUUCUGUUCAAGCAGUUUAUGUACAGCCGUGUGUAUGACCCCUACUAUUGCAGGAGGCAUGAUUAUGAAAACCUAAAGAGCCGAGCAGCUGCUGCCUUUGAUGGUCCUAAAACUUUGUGACGAGAAUUUCAAGAAUAAUCAACUUAAGAGAAACACAACAACCUCUAGAUUAUAGUCAGACGGUCCAAAAUUUUUGUGAUGUUAUUUUGAUGACUAUAUUGUUUGAUCAAAGGAGGUCAAGUGUGAGACAAGUGAUUUCAUGCUAUUUUCCUA
Molecule: messenger RNA, 2671 nt
Organism: Coffea arabica (coffee)
Lineage: Eukaryota; Viridiplantae; Streptophyta; Magnoliopsida; Gentianales; Rubiaceae
Product: dihydrolipoyl dehydrogenase, mitochondrial
Biological process (GO): 2-oxoglutarate metabolic process; pyruvate metabolic process
Cellular component (GO): oxoglutarate dehydrogenase complex; mitochondrion
Molecular function (GO): flavin adenine dinucleotide binding; dihydrolipoyl dehydrogenase (NADH) activity
Source: RefSeq, a predicted model, not a curated record